Molecule: messenger RNA, 7782 nt
Organism: Columba livia (rock pigeon)
Lineage: Eukaryota; Metazoa; Chordata; Aves; Columbiformes; Columbidae
Gene: THPO
Product: thrombopoietin
Exons: 6
Coding region: 6940-7557 (205 amino acids)
Biological process (GO): positive regulation of ERK1 and ERK2 cascade; positive regulation of hematopoietic stem cell proliferation; thrombopoietin-mediated signaling pathway
Cellular component (GO): extracellular region
Molecular function (GO): cytokine activity; hormone activity
Source: RefSeq, a predicted model, not a curated record
GCAGGGCACGGGCCGUCCUGUGGCACUCUGGGGCAGGCAGGUGCCCAGCCGGGCAUGGGGUACCCCGGGACUCUGGUUUUCUUGGGGAGCCCCCCAGCCAUUGCCCUCCACCCCUGGGCAUGGAGUACCCCCGGAUAUAUAGCAUCCUCACUUGUAUUCCAAUCCCAGGGCAUGGGAUACCUUUAGGCAUGGGGUACCUGAGGGAUGACUUCAUCAACAUACCCUCCCUUGGGGCACCCCCAGGGGCUGGACAUCUUGGGGACAGCUCCCCCAGCCAAUCCACACAACACCCACCAGGAUGCAGGGCACUGUGAAGACACCACUGUCACCAUCCACACCCCUUCCACAAAACUGGGGGCACUCCUGGGCACUGGUCAUCCAGGGUAUGUCUCCGUCCACAUGCUCUCACAAGGACCUGAGCCCCCUGGGAACACCCAUCCACAUAGCCCCCUCGGGAAUAAGGCAUUUGUGGAGCACCCCAAUUCAAAUUCCCCCUGUCCAUCAAUAUACUCUCCCAUGGCACAAAGUGUUUUCUGGGCAUAGGCCAUCCUGGGGGCUCCCCAUCCACACAGCCCACUUUCAGGCAUGAUCCCCCCAGGGCUCACUGGACACCCCAGGAAUGUGACAUCCUUGGGACUCCUUCAUCCACUCAGCCCCCUCCCAGGCCACUUGGCACCCUCAGGACAUGGGACACUGCAGGAUAUCAUCCAUCCGCACAGUCUUCAGUGACGCAUGGACUCCCUGCAGACCUCUCUGCCUUCAUCCAGUCCCUCCCCAGGACAUACAGAUCUACCAUCCACUCAGCAACCCUGAGCAUGGGCCCCCAAAGCAUAGCCCCCUCCCCAAUCCACCCUGAACCCUGCAAAGUCAUACAUAACCCACAACUUUUUCCCUUGACAUCCCCAAAUCCCUCUGGCUGAUGCCCACUCUGAGCAGAGGAAGGCUCCAGAACGGAACCCUGGACUCCUGCCCAUUGGUGGCAGAGGCAGCAGGGGGACAGGAGCCCGAACACCUGUAUUCCCUUGUCCAGGGAGGGGAGGGGGCAGCCAUGGAGGAGGCUGAGAGAGCAGCACCCAGCACCGGUCCUGCUGUUUGCCCACAUGUGCCUGGACUGGUGAGGGCAGCAGCAGUGGCCAGUGAGCUGACACCAUGGAAAAGCCUGGGCAGAGCAUCAUCCAGCUGGGGAAACUGAGGCAUACAGCAUGGGGAGGGGCACUGGUGGGGAGGGGGUCCAGCAUGUGACACCCGUGUCCCUGCCUUACCACCCCCGCCGAGGGCGGAAGGAAGGGGUGUCGGGUGGUGGGUGCAUGGCGGGCAGGGAAGGCGGGUGGGGAGGGGAGGAGGGGGAAGCACAGGGCUGCCAAAAUCAACUCCAGGCGGUACAAACACCCGGCCAGCUGCACGGUGUAGCUAGGGAAACACGGCACAGCUGGAGCACAACAGGCCCCUGCCCCCCCAGAAGGCUCCUCCUGGGCCUCCCUGCCCGGCAAGCACCUGGGGGGGCUGCAGCCUACCGCCCCAUGCCCCCAGUGCCAGCCUGUAGGGGUUACCCACUGUUGGCUCUCCCACAGCUGCCCCAUCACAUUCCCUGGCAUGUGUCCCAGUGCUGUAGGCACGUCUCUUGGGGAGGGCCGCGGGGUGUGGGGGGCUUGGCCAUGCUGAGGACCUGCCCAGUGGCAGAGGCUGGCGUGAAGCAGUGAGGAGCAGCCGGGCUUCCCCCAGUGAGAGGACUCGCUGGCAUCACCGGGGCUGGGACACCGCCAGGGUACUGGGCAUCCCCUGGGCGUGGGCUGUGCCUGACGCCCUGCUGCUUGCAAGCAUGGACUAUGCCCAGCAGCAUGGCACCCCCAGCUCCAUGACCUCCCCACUAUCCCCAGUGGCACCACCAUCCUGUCCCCUCUCUUUGCCAGCGCUCCUGCUGAUCUGGGUUCCAGCAGUGUGGGAGGGCUGGGGUCUGUGCGGCAGUGCCAGGGUUGCCGCGCGGUGCCCACUGCGGUGGCGGCCCUGGGGGACGGCGGGACGUGAGCAGGGCCGAGCAGGGAGGAGGCAGGCGAUGGCUCCUGGCCGCCGGUGCCAGAAAUCCGACGCUGACUCCGCGCACCCGGAGAUCAUCACAGUCUCCUGGCUCGGCUGUGGGACGUGGGGAAGCACUGAGGGAAGUUCCUUCCCCUUUCCCAGCAAAAGGAAAGAGAGAUGGGGAACUCGCCUGGCUGUGGCCCUCGCCAUGGGGAAACUGAGGCAUGGGAUGGCAGCAUGAAGUGGGGUGGCUGCGAGGGUGCCCAACACAACCAGGCUGGGAUGUGGAUGGUACACUGGCACGGGGCCUGGCAGGGUGGGUGAGUGCUGGGCAUCCCUGCCUAGGGAGGGGGCAUUUCUGCUGCAGUGGGGACACAUGGGCAGUGAGAACACGGAUGCCCCAGCUGUGCCUCGGCAUCCCUCACCACGGCCCUGGUGGCUUCUGGAAAUGCCAAGGGGUGCCCCCAGGCGAGGGGCAGAAGAUGGCUAGCCAGAGCCUCGGGGUCCCUGUGCUGGUGGGGAGGGGGCGGCGCCAGCCAGGGGUGGCGCUGGGAAAGGGUCCCAGUCCCACCAGCUGCUUCCCAGUGCCUGCACAUGUGUGCUGGCAGCGCCCAGCACAAAGGCAGCUCUGAGCCGCUCCGGCGCUGGGCCUGGCGCCGGCACAGCCCCAAUGGGGCCACCGGCUGUGGGCAGCUGGAGCCGCACCGGGAUGGAACUGGCCGGCCAUGGGCAGCCCCAGCCACACCGUCAGGCACCCACAGCCCUCCGGCACCUCUACCCUGAGUGGGUGCCCGGCUGACUCCCGGGGUGGGGAGGCGGUGGCCCCAUGGGGUGCCAUUCUGACACAGCACGGGUGGGAUGCCCCUACGGUGCCCUCCAAAACAGCCCACAUCACCGCUGGGGCUUCAUGGGCAUGUGCUCUGCCAGCAGUGAGGGUCCUGCAGAGGGUCCACAGGGGGUCGCGGUGCUGGGGCCGUGCCGUGGCUGGCGUGGGGGUGUCGUGGCGGGGCCUCGCCAGCGCUCCUGCCCCACGCAGCUCUCUAUUGUCUGGUCUCAUUAGCUGCUGCCUGCUCGCGGCUUUGAACAUGAGCUGGGCUCGGGGCGGCAGGAAGGAGCCUCUGCUCCCCGGGGAUGGGGUCGAGGCGAAACCACACGCCCCGGCUCCCCCUUCCCACAGCCUCCCACUGCCUCCGUGGCACCCUGACACCUCCUCCUCACCCCCGUGCCAGGCAUGAGCCCAGAGCUUGGGUGGCACGGGGGGUACCUCCUCUCUCCAAAAAGAGCCCCCAUCAACUGACCCGUCCUGGCACGGGGUGCGCAGAGCUGUUGGCCUCCCCAAAGCUUUGUGCCGACUGCGGCUUGCCCCGUGACUAAUCCCCCCCGGCCUCGCACACACGCGGCAGGGUGGGGGGGGCCUGUCGUAAUGGGUGGAAAUAUCUCAUAAUUCACGUUGGACACGGGGAUUACAGCCGUUCCGGCAAUAUUUGCACAACUGGCAAAUAUUUGUGCCCAGACUUCACAGGACUGCGAGAAGGAAUUUCAUUCUUGCGCCCACCUGCGGCUCAGCUGCCUGGCAUUAACCCCUUCGCCGCCCCACGGGAUGGAGGCAGAUGGAUGAGGUGCCCUCUGUUGGGGUGUGGAGCUGGACCGAGGAGCAGGAUGGGGAAAGGGAACACGGUGGGAUCGCCCCAGAUGCCAGCAGGGCCCCUGACAGAAAGUGCUCUGGUGCCAGGCAGUGGCUGGAGGUUUGUCCCUGGGCAUCCUCAGGGCAUCCCCCAAGGCUUUGUGCUGGGCAGUGCGUGGCCUGCCAAGAAUUGGGAAGAGUGGGGAAACCCCUGCCAGCCUUCAUCCCCUGAGCUGCUGGACCCCAGCUGCAGUGCCCCUUGCAUGGCCCCUCACCCAGCAGCAUUGUGGUGCCAUCCCAGGAUGGGUUGCCGGGGAGCAGUGCAGGGUGCGGUGGCACCGGGGAGCAGGAUUUGCCCAUGGAUGUUUACUGACAAUUUGCAAAUGUAAAAAAAGGCCCAGAGGGGGCAGGGGACACCCAGCUCACAGGGGCUGUCUGCACUCAGGGAGGCGGCCAGCCCAGGUGGAGGGUCCCCCGCUGCCUGGCACCCCCAGAGCCCCGCUGGGCUCCUUUCCCUGGCCCCGGGGCCAGCUGGGCCCUGAGCAAACGGGGCUGUUUGCUCAUGCCGGGAUUAGCUGCUCUCUUUGUUCCUUUGACUUUCUCUUCCCUUUAUGCCAUAUCCUUUUAUGGGGGCUUCAAAGAGGGCUGGGACCCCCCUCCCUGCCCCUGGAAGCCCAGGUUUGCUUCCUAUACACCCCCCUGCCUUGCACUGACAUCCUGGGGAUGCCCAUUGAGCACAUCUGGGUGGCCUGCGGGGACAACAGCUGUGCCACACGUCCCUGGUCUCCCCCUAUUCCCCCCCUGCUGCCUGGCACCUCUGGCUGCCCUCAGCACCUUGGGGAAGUGGGUGCGAACGGCUUCCCCCCCGCAGAGGGAUUCCCGGCACUUUGCACCCUGUAAGGAGAGGUGGGAAUCUUGGCACCAGGGUCCGUCCAGCUGUGCAGCCCUGCAGUCCCCCCCCGGCUUCCUGCCCCCUGCCAGAGCCCUGCCUGUCUCAGCCGGAGCCCCCAGGCCCCUCUGGAGUCCCUGAGCCCCACCCACUGCCCCACUCCCCCUCCAUCCAGAGCACGCAGCACCACUGGAUUUGGGCUGGGGGAAACACGGUGGGCCAGCAGCAGGGGCUGCCCCUCACAUCCCCCUCUGCCCCCCUGGCAUGGGCAGCAAAUGCCAGCAUUGCCCUCCCCAGCAGAAUCCUAGCCUGCCUACGGGCAGGGGUCUCCCACUGUCCACCAGCCUCCGGCAUGGAUGGAAAGGAGCAUUUUGGGGCAAAGGGACUAUUGUGGGCACCUCGGGUGCCCUGGUACCCACUGGGAUCCAGCAGACCUCCAGUUUCCAGCUGCCCUCUGCUUUCCCCUGAUGAGUUCAUUUGCCUAGUUACAAAGACAAGCAGGGAGCACAGGGGACUGCAGCUUUCCAGCCUGGCAUCUUGAAGGGUUUAGCACCCAGGGAGGGACAAGGACCCAAGCACGGUGGAGGGACAUUGGGUACUGAUGUGCGGCCAGUAGGAGCAGGGCCAGCGCUGGCUGAGGGGCUGAGGGUGCUGACGGCCGCGUUUGCAGCUUGUCACGUCCGCAGAGAAGGGGCAUGGCCGUGUGUGGGAAGCCCGGCGGUGUUUGACCCCAGUACUCAGGGCUCCAGCUGCUGCAAGCCGAGUUCCCAGCCUCGUCUCUGGAGCCGCAGCACCCACCGGACCCCCUGUCCAGGCAACCCCGCGACCUGCAAGGUGGGCUACGGGGGGUCUGAGCGAGGCAUGGGGCAGGCAGAGCGGGACUGAGGUGUUUACUCUGCCUGUUGUCACCCGGCCAGGCGCUGCCGGGAACUGCCAGCCGCAGGAACAGGGGUGGGAGCAGGCAAGCGCAGGGGUGUGAGAAGGAAGCGCGGGCUGUGGGGAGAGCGGGAGCAAGAGGAUGUGGGAUGGGGGGAUCCCCCUCAAAAGGGGGAAUCCCCCUCAAAAGGAAGCAUGUGUGUGGGUGCUUGGCCACGGGGGCUAUCUGUGCGGGGAGCCUGACGUGCUGAGGGAAGCGUGCAUGUGUACACACGUAGGUCUGAGGGUGCACAUGGGAUGGGUGUACACGUGUGCCACACAAACACACAUGUGCACAUACACAGGUCAGAGUGCCCUGGGUGGGGGGGAGUCAUGGCUGUGCCAAAGUCUGGCACUGGGAAGAUCCCUGGUGCUUCUCCAGCCAAGGGAGGGGUGUCCAUGGGUGCUUCACCUGUCCCCCCAACCAAUACCUCUGGUGAAACGGCCCCAGGGGACCACAUGCCAGCCAGAUCCCCAUGCUCCAUCACCAGCUCAGAGAGGUCCCCAUGCACCACAGCCCUGUCAGGGAUCUCCACUCCCCCGAGUCACUGCUGGGUGGCAGAGACAGGGGUUGGAGCCCACCUCUGGGCAAGGAUCACUGGGGUUGGGGCUUACCUCUGAGCAAGGUUCGUCAGGGAUAGGGUCACACUCUGGGUGAUGGUCACCAGAGUUCUGGGUCCAUUUCUGGGUGAAGGUCAAGGAUAUAAGAUCCACUUCUCGGUGAAGGUGACCAGGGAUGUGGUCUACCUCUGGAUGAAGGUCACCAGGGCUGAAGCCCACCUCUGUGUGUGCAUCAACAGGGUUUGGGGUCCACCUCUGGGUGAAGGUCAAUGGGAUAGGGUCCAUCUCUGGAUGAAGGUGAUGAAAGAUUGGGUGCAUUUCUGCAUGAGGGUCACCAGGGUUGAAGCCCACCUCUGAGUGAGGCUCACCAGGGUUUGGGGUCCACCUCUGGGUGAAGGUCACUAGGGUUGCAACCCACCCCUGUGUGAGGGUUUUUGGUGGCCUUCAUGCCUGGCUGCUGAAAACAGGAGCAGGAUCCCAUCAGGGCUGGUGGCCCCAGGGCUGUCUAGCGCAGGGUCACUGAUGCCAUCUCUCCAGCAGGUACCAGGGCCACCUUCACCCCGCAAACAGGCACAGCUGAGGUGCUAACUACUGAGGCCCCGCAGCCAAGCGCUCAGGCCAGGGGCAGGUGAGGCGCCCAGGGACGCCCUUCCCGCGCCCCGAGCCAAGGGAGGAAGCGGCCGGAGGCAGGAAGCCGUCCCCCGGGCACGGGGCCCCCGCUGCGAUUUUGCUCGAAGGUCAGUAGCGACACAACAGGAAAUCGCGCGGCCUCGCUGGGCGGCCGGGCUGGAGCCGGUGAGCUGCGCCGUGCCGCCCCAGGGGCACUCCUGGCCCUCCGUCCCGGCUGGGCGGCUGGCGGGGAGCCCGCACCACCGCCACCCCCCAUGGAAGGGGAAAGGGGGCUGGGGAGCAGCCGCUGGCCCCAGGGUGGAAGAUGCAGGGCCGAAGCCCCCAGCUGAGCAUGGAGCUGAACAGGCUGCUCCUCCUCACAUCCUUCCUCCUGCACAUGGAAGAUGGCCAUGCCAGCCCAACGCGGCUGGUCUGCGACAACAGGCUCAUCCAGAAGUACAUCGGGGAGGCCAAGGACAUGGAGAAGAGAGCGGGUCAGUGCCAGGUGCUGCACACACUCACCUGCCCCGUGGUGCUGCCCUUGGUGGACUUCAGCCUCCAGCAGUGGAAAUCCAAAUCGAACGAGACCAAGCGGCGGGAGAUCCUGUGUGACCUGGCACUGCUGGUGGGGGCCGUGGCAGGGGCCCAGGGCCAGGUGACCCAGGAGUGUGGGGCCAGGCAGCUGGGACAGCUUUACCAACAUGCCAACUCCUUCCUCCUGCUCCUGCAGACCUUCAGCUGGGAGGCAGGACCCUGGGAGUCAAGCUGCUCCCCGCGCUCCAUGGAGCAGACCCAUAUCACCAGCAUCUUCCUCACCUACCGGCAGCUGGUGCAGGGCAAACUACGCUUCUUCUUCCAUGACCUGGCCAAGGACUUGUGCCAGCAAGGGCAGGAGGGUGUCAGAGACCCUCAGCAAGGCUGCACACAGGGCUCACAACCCUGAUCCCAGGUCAGAGCAAUCCUGCUGGACAACGAGCUGUACUCUGGGCAUUUAGGAAGGAGUCCACAGGGAAAGGAUUGGUUCCUGCUCCUCAAACCUUCAUCAACCACAUGGCCCACAGAGGCAGACAGCAGCACACCUGUGUGCCGGUGGGUACAGGCCCUGCUCACACCCAGGCAGGCACCUCUACUGUGAAUGCUUUACAAUUAAAGAGAUAUUUUUCUAAAA